Messenger RNA from Abrus precatorius (Indian licorice), 1330 nucleotides. RefSeq lists its product as uncharacterized. NCBI's taxonomy places the organism in Eukaryota, Viridiplantae, Streptophyta, Magnoliopsida, Fabales, Fabaceae. The record is from RefSeq and is a predicted model, not a curated record. Bases 38 to 892 code for a protein of 284 amino acids. Gene Ontology annotation, molecular function: catalytic activity. The transcript is spliced from 10 exons.
UCUCCCAAUCUGUUGUUUCAAUUCCAACAUCUUUCCAAUGGUACUAACAUUAACAUGCUUUCCUUUUCCUUCCACCACCAAACUCAAGCUUGUGGCUGAAGCCGAUGCAUUCCCUUCAUUCCUUCCCAAUGAAGUCAACAAAAUCAAUGACCCUUUUGCUCGAAGCCUCGCUACGCGGAUUCAGAGACUUCCCGUCUCUGUUAAGUUCUCUGAGAAUCCCAUCAUGAGUAGUUGUGUGAAGCCAUUGAUGCAGCAUAAUGCAAGCCCGGUUGUCCUUCUACAUGGUUUUGACAGCUCAUGUUUAGAAUGGAGAUACACAUAUCCAUUGCUUGAGGAAGCUGGUUUUGAGACAUGGGCCAUUGACAUUCUUGGCUGGGGUUUCUCGGAUUUAGGAAAACUUCCUUCAUGUGAUGUGGUAUCAAAGCGUGAUCACUUCUAUCAGUUUUGGAGGUCCUACAUCAAAAAGGAAAUGAUAUUGGUUGGUCCAAGUCUUGGUGCUGCAGUUGCCAUUGACUUUGCAGUCAAUUAUCCAGAAGCUGUGGAAAAACUUGUUUUGAUUGAUGCUAGUGUAUAUGCAGAAGGAACAGGAAACCUAGCAACUCUACCUAGAGUAAUAGCAUAUGCUGGGAUAUAUUUAUUGAAGAGCAUUCCAUUACGCUUAUAUGCAAACUAUUUGAGCUUCACAAACAUAUCUUUCAGUACCAGCCUUGAUUGGACUAAUGUGGGCCGCUUGCAUUGUUUGUUGCCUUGGUGGGAUGAUGCUACUGUUGAUUUUAUGACUAGCGGUGGUUAUAAUGUUGCCUCCCAGAUAAAAAAGGUAAAGCAGAAAACACUCAUCAUUUGGGGGGAGAAUGAUCGCAUAAUCAGCAAUAAACUUGCAGUGUGGAUUUGACAUCUAGGAUAUGCUAUUGCCUGCUAAUGCGAUGACGUGUGAAUUUUUACUCUUUCAGCGACUGCACUGUGAAUUACCUGAUGCCAUUAUACGCCAAAUACCCGAUUGUGGUCACCUUCCCCAUGUUGAAAGACCAGAUUCUGUUGUAAAAUUCAUUGUUGAAUUUGUUCAGAGCAAGACCAAGACAGAAAAUCGAUGUGUUUCCCCAGUAUGACAAGAAGCAUGCCAUGUCUAUGUUGUAGCUGUACGUAUGUCUAUGUUGUAGCUGUACGUGUGUGCGAUUCAAACUCUUCAAAUUAUUCUAACUGCAUAUAUAUAUAUAUAUUCUUUUAUUUUCUAGACUUUAUUCCAAUACAAAUUUAAAUAUCACAAAAAUAGAUUAGCCUUUUAUUAUUUCCAGAAUGGUUCAUGUUCAUUAAUUUAAGACAACAAUUCUCU